AUGACCGAUCCCACUCGUCGCGUGUCGUCCGAGGCCGUGUCGUCGGGCCAGAGCCCUGCCGCGUCCAUCUACAAGAGCGUCUCGCCAGCCCAGUCGCCCGCUCUCCCACAGACCGGAGGGCCUGGAGGGCCUGGCAUAUCCCACUGGCCCGAGAGGCGCCGCCUUUCCUCCAACUCGGCAACCCAGCCCCAGUCUCUAGGCAUCGCAAAUCGGCCAUCGUCGGGCCAGGCCUCCAUCAGCAGCCAACACCAGCGUCAACCGCCCCAGCAACAGCGCCAGUCGCUCGAGCCCCAGCAUGAGGUCAGGCCCGAUCAGCUAAGCCACCACCUCGCCGAGGCCGCAACACGGCCGCCAAUCCCGCCGCGCUUCACACCCGUCUUCGCCCUGGUGGACGAUGGCACCACCCGUACAACGCACCACCCGCGCGUGCACUACAUCUUCGCCGACGACAACCCCGACGUUCUGACCGAGGCCCUGACCGAGGCCGCAGCCCACCAUCCGCCCCUCGACUCGGCUUCGUUUGCGCUCCCCUUGCCCGUCGACCCGCGAACCGGCAGGCCCCCAGACCGCGCCAUCCUCCUCGACCUAGUCCCGAGCGCCAACGGCGCGGCGCCCGGCUUCUCCAUCGCCGCCGCCAAUUCGCUAAGCGCCGACUUUGCAGUCACGAGCGCCAGCCUGUCGCGUAACAUGGACGACAGCGGGCCCGGGAACGACGGAGCCGGGGAGGACGAUGCGACCGACGGUCACCUUGUGCUCCGCAUCGAGGGCGUCAGCGCCGAGGGCCCACCGAGAUUCCCCGCGACCGCGCUCAAGAGAACCUCGCCCUCGGCAAGCGGCGGCGGCCUCGCCUACUCUGGCGCUAGCAGCGGCAGCGGCAGGUCGCGCGGGGGCGGCGCCCCCAUCACGGGCGGGUCGGAGGAGUUUGUCGCGCUCGCCGAGGACUUUGACCGCCGCAUGGAUGUCAUGAGACGUGUAGUUGAGGCGUUUGAGGCCGGUGCCAAGGCGCAGCGGGAGGCCGACAGAGCCAACCCCGACACGACGAACGCCGCGGCGGGGGAGGGUGCUGGGGAGGCGUUGGAUCAGAGGCGAGGCUCGUGA
Gaeumannomyces tritici R3-111a-1 is the source of this 1098-nucleotide messenger RNA. RefSeq lists its product as hypothetical. Lineage: Eukaryota; Fungi; Ascomycota; Sordariomycetes; Magnaporthales; Magnaporthaceae. The coding region runs from base 1 to 1098 and encodes 365 amino acids. The record is from RefSeq and is a predicted model, not a curated record. The transcript has a single exon.